Messenger RNA from Clonostachys rhizophaga, 1068 nucleotides. NCBI's taxonomy places the organism in Eukaryota, Fungi, Ascomycota, Sordariomycetes, Hypocreales, Bionectriaceae. The record is from the annotation of a GenBank genome assembly.
AUGGACCCCUCCCCGGAGGCUCCUCGGCCUGCGUCUGGCUCGAAUUCCAGCCAGACGCCUAUUGCUGUUGUGAGAAAAGACGGCCCAGACCAGGCCUCGGCCGGCACAACCGCCGACCCCGUCAUCGAUACUCCUCACCUCGCUCGUUUUGAGUUCAGCGAUGCCGGCACAAAGAUCCUCAUGGUGGAGUGGCUUCCUGAAGCUGCACCGGAGGCCCAAACCGGAGAGGCCGCUACCGCCGAGGCCGCCACUGCAGUCCAAGACACGACCGCUAGUACGCAAGGUGGUGCUCAGGUUUCAUGGGCCGGGAAGUCUAUCUUCCUUCCCGCUAAGGACACUGAGGCCGAGUCGACGUCGUCUUCUUCCGGAGACAGCCCGCCUCGCCGCCGCAUCUUCUACCUUUUGCCCCCCGCCGCCUCCAUUCCUCAAACCGUCACCAUAACCCUCCCGGGGAAGGCCCCCAUCGAGCUCGUCCCUCUACCGGCCAUUUUCCCCGAGGGUUUCUUAGACGCCGAGACUGGUCGAGGCACCCGGGGCGUUCUGCAUACCAUAUGGGCCAAGAAGCGUGUAAAGCAGCUGGAGCGUGAGAUGGAGUUUGAGAUGAAGACCAAUCCGGAGAGUGUUGGUCUCGAGAUGGCUUUGAAGGAGAAGCAAUGGAUCAUCGACACCUUCCUGCGACCUCCUGUUGCCCAUGGCUCAGGGCCGGGUACAAGUCCCAUCACCCCACGGUCUGCAGGUGCUUCGGGCCGUUUGGGGGAGAAGCUCAAGGGCUUACGGCUUGCUACCUCCCCUGAUGAUUUGUCCCCCUCAGCAAACACAUUCAUCACCGCGGGAAGCCAGUCCCAGACUCUGUCACCCAUCGGGAGCGACGUCGCCGUCUCAUCAUUUUCAUCUAUUUCUAGAUCCGUGGGCCAAAGCACCGGGGCUCCCAUGUCCUUGGAUGCCAUCGCCAGAGGUGAUAUUGGCAUACCAAGACCUGCCACGGGGGAUGCCGAAGAGGAUCUCUUCGCCCUACCUAUGAGCCCUCGUAGCCCAGAAAUGAAGAAGAGCCCCUUCAGCAUCCUAUGA